UAUUUAAACAACAGUCUUCAGACUUGCUUCAAAAUGUCCCUGUGUGCAUCUUCUCACAAGGACUUUUCUCAGUUGCUGCCACUUCAGGAUAUUGGAUGCAAUAAAACAGAAAUUAAAAACUCACCGGCUGGUAUCGUCUCUCCAGUUCCCUACAGCUGUAAUCAGUCCACGUUGACAGCAGAACACAGUCCAGUCUAUAUUCCCUCAUCUUACAUGGAAAACAGACAUGAAUAUUCUGCAAUGGCAUUCUGCAGUCCUGCUAUCAUGAAUUACAACAUUACCAGCAAUUUUGGUGAUUCAGAGAGUACAUCUGUGAGGCAGACAUCAAGUCCCAAUGUGUUAUGGUCUGCUCCUGGCCAUCUCUCCCCUCUGACGUUGCACUGUCAGUCAUCGCUUCUGUAUGCAGAGCAGCCAGAGAGUCCCUGGUGCGAAGCAAGACCAAUGGAGCCAGUGCUACCUGUGACCAGAGAAACGUUAAAAAGAAAAACUAAUGGCAAUGACUGUACAAGCCCAAUUGCAAAUAAUCCUGGCUCAAAAAGGGAUGCCCACUUCUGUGCAGUCUGCAGUGACUAUGCUUCAGGAUACCACUAUGGGGUCUGGUCAUGUGAAGGCUGCAAAGCAUUCUUUAAAAGAAGUAUUCAAGGACACAACGAUUACAUCUGCCCAGCUACCAAUCAAUGCACGAUAGACAAAAACAGGCGCAAAAGCUGCCAGGCAUGCCGGCUACGGAAGUGUUAUGAAGUGGGAAUGAUGAAAUGUGCCUCAAGAAGAGAACGUUGUGGAUAUCGGAUCCUGCGUCGCCAUCGUAAUUCAGAAGAUCAGGUGCAUUGCAUUGGCAAAGCUAAGAAAUACAAUGAGACGGCGACCCGCGUAAAAGAGAUCCUGCUCAGCACAGUCAGUCCGGAGCAGUUUGUUUUAACACUACUUGAAGCGGAGCCUCCCAAUGUGUUGGUGAGUCGUCCCAGCAAACCAUUCACGGAGGCCUCCAUGAUGAUGUCCCUGACAAAACUGGCAGACAAAGAGCUGGUUCACAUGAUUGGUUGGGCAAAAAAAAUUCCUGGUUUCAUUGAUCUCAGCCUCUAUGACCAAGUAAGACUCUUGGAGAGCUGCUGGAUGGAAGUUUUAAUGGUUGGUUUGAUGUGGAGAUCAAUCGACCAUCCUGGGAAACUGAUUUUUGCACCUGACCUUGUAUUAGACAGGGAUGAGGGGAAAUGCGUAGAGGGAAUUUUGGAGAUCUUUGAUAUGCUCCUGGCCAUGACCUCGAGGUUCCGAGAGCUGAAACUGCAGCACAAGGAGUAUCUGUGUGUCAAGGCAAUGAUCCUCCUCAAUUCCAGCAUGUUUCCUUUGUCAGCAGAAGAACCUGAAAGCAACAGGAAACUGCAUCACCUUCUUAAUGUAGUCACAGAUGCUUUGGUGUGGGUUAUUGCAAAGAGCGGAAUCCCCUCGCAGCAGCAGACAACUCGUCUGGCCAAUUUGUUGAUGCUCCUGUCUCACGUCAGACACGCAAGUAACAAGGGAAUGGAGCAUCUCCUGAGCAUGAAGUGUAAAAAUGUGGUCCCAGUGUAUGACUUGCUGCUGGAGAUGUUGAAUGCGCACACUCUCCGAGGCCCAAGGAAGUCUCCGGUCACACAUCCCGAAUUUGGCCCCUUAGAACAAAUGGAGACGGGAGACAGUCUGCGGAACGGGGCAGCCCAGUAA
This is a messenger RNA of Aptenodytes forsteri (emperor penguin), 1698 nucleotides long. RefSeq names its product estrogen receptor 2 (gene ESR2). NCBI's taxonomy places the organism in Eukaryota, Metazoa, Chordata, Aves, Sphenisciformes, Spheniscidae. The transcript is spliced from 8 exons. Bases 34 to 1698 code for a protein of 554 amino acids. Gene Ontology annotation, biological process: cellular response to estradiol stimulus; estrogen receptor signaling pathway; regulation of DNA-templated transcription. Gene Ontology annotation, molecular function: nuclear estrogen receptor activity; steroid binding; sequence-specific DNA binding. The record is from RefSeq and is a predicted model, not a curated record. Gene Ontology annotation, cellular component: nucleus.